This is a messenger RNA of Neoarius graeffei (lesser salmon catfish), 3590 nucleotides long. RefSeq names its product IKAROS family zinc finger 1 (Ikaros) (gene ikzf1). Gene Ontology annotation, biological process: regulation of transcription by RNA polymerase II. Gene Ontology annotation, molecular function: DNA-binding transcription factor activity; RNA polymerase II cis-regulatory region sequence-specific DNA binding. The transcript is spliced from 8 exons. Lineage: Eukaryota; Metazoa; Chordata; Actinopteri; Siluriformes; Ariidae. The coding region runs from base 492 to 2240 and encodes 582 amino acids. The record is from RefSeq and is a predicted model, not a curated record.
GAGACUCAGAGAUGAAACCAGAACCCCAGCACAUGAAGCAAGUCUGAAAGAUACUGUAGGCCGGGGAACAAACAUGGCUUAGAACAUACAGGAAAAUAUUGGAUAGAUACCUGCUGAUGGAGAUGUCGAGUGAGAUUAAAAUGAAUAGGUUAAGGAAGAGCUCAGUCAUAAAAUGCUGUGCUUGGAAAAUCUUUUGGGAAAUUAUAUGUAAUGCAUUUUAUAUGUUCCCAUUGUAUUGUUAGUGAAAUCAGGUAACAAGAAGAGACCCUCAGUGCGAUCUCACUCUUUCUCUCUCUCUCUCUCUCUUGAGAGAAACUGAAUGAAUAACCCAUGAAGGGUCCACUCUGCUCAUCCCAUCUCAUGCAUGGCUGCCAGCGCGCCUCUUUGACUGGCACGACGCAAAGCGAGGUGCCAAGGGCUUGCGGGAGCCGCUCGGCCUGUGGAAAAUAAAAGCUUGCGGGAGGUUUCGGCUGAUUGCAGACGCGUGAGGCAUGCUGGGCUGGAAGGAGGAAGUGCAGUGGGGAGGAGGGGAGGGACCGCGCAUCCCCAGCGCCUCCGCGCCGCCUCGGACUGCGCCACAUGGAGCGGCGCGCGCCUGGAACAGCUUCAUACUGCACCCGAGCCGAGGACUAACAGAGUAUCUGCACAGGAUGGAGACCGAAGAGGCACAGGAAAUGUCCCAAAUAACAGGGAGGGACAGCCCCACUACUAAUGAGGGGGCAGAAGAGCAAGAGGAGACCAUGCCUGUCCCAGAGGACCUGUCCACCAGCACAGGUCUCCAGCACAACAAUCGCACUGACAAACCAACAGCCUGCAAUAUAAAAGUUGAGGCUCGGAGUGAUGAGGAGAACGGGCUGGCCGCUGAGAUGAAUGGAGAGGAAGAGGAGUGUGUGGCCGAGGACUUGCGCAUGCUCGAUGGCUCAGGGGCCAAAGUGAACGGCUCCCACGCAGGCCCAGACAGCAAGCCAGCGCCCGCCUACCCUAUGGCCGGGGGCAUCCGCCUCCCCAAUGGGAAGCUCAAGUGUGAUAUCUGUGGAAUAGUUUGCAUUGGGCCCAAUGUGCUGAUGGUGCACAAGCGAAGCCACACUGGUGAAAGGCCCUUCCAGUGCAAUCAGUGUGGUGCCUCUUUCACUCAGAAAGGCAACCUGCUACGCCACAUCAAACUUCACUCUGGAGAGAAACCCUUCAAGUGUCACCUAUGUAACUAUGCCUGCCGCCGAAGAGAUGCCCUUACCGGACACCUUCGCACACACUCUGUUGGAAAACCCCACAAAUGUGCAUACUGUGGACGCAGCUACAAGCAGCGAAGCUCGCUCGAAGAACACAAAGAGCGAUGCCACAACUACCUGCAGUGCAUGGGCCUUCAGAACAGCAUCUAUUCAGUGAAGGAAGAGAACAGCCAGAGUGAGCAGAGGGAAGACUUAAACCUGGCUGCAUCUGAGAGAGCUUUGGUGCUAGACAGGAUAGCAAACAAUGUAGCUAAGCGUAAAAGCUCUAUGCCACAGAAGUUUAUAGGUGAGAAGCGCUUUGCUGACCUCUCAUUUGAGAACAACUCAGGUGAGAUGAUGCAGCCAUCAGCAGUGAUUGACCAGGCCAUCAACAGCGCCAUAAGCUACCUGGGAGCUGAGGCUCUGCGGCCGCUGGUUCAGACCCCGCCAGGCUCCACCAGUGAUAUGGUUGUCAGCCCAAUCUACAACCUGCACAAGUCCCAGUCGUCGGAGAGCAACGGCAUGUCUGCUAAAGAUAGCGCAGCCGAGAACUUGCUCCUGCUUUCUAAGUCCAAAUCUGCAAUGAGUGAGAAAGACGGCUCACCCAGUCACAGUGGCCAGGACUCCACUGACACUGAGAGCAACAACGAGGAGAGGGCAGCUGGGGGAGGAGGGCCGGCGGCAAGUGGUCUCAUCUAUCUGACCAAUCAUAUGGCUGCGGGAGCACGAAACGGAGCUUUGCCCCUGGUGAAGGAAGAACAGAGGCACUAUGAGUCUCUGCGGGCAGUGGGAAUGGAGCUGGGCAUGUCAGUAGCUACAGAGGGCUUUAAAGUGCUAAGUGCUGAGGGUGAGGAAGUGAGGGCAUAUCGUUGCGUCCACUGCAGGGUGCUCUUCCUGGACCAUGUCAUGUAUACCAUUCACAUGGGAUGCCAUGGCUUCCGAGACCCCUUCGAAUGCAAUCUAUGUGGCUACCGCAGUCAGGACCGCUACGAGUUCUCCUCACACAUCACACGUGGAGAACACCGCUACUGAGCAUGCAGACACAUACACACACACACCUUAUGCAUAUAGAAAUGACAGCAUACCUACACAGAUACACAGUCAUCAAAUAUACAGAAUAUGUAUAAUUGUUGUUGUUUUUUUUAUUGUCUGAACACUGUGUGCAUGCUGAAAAGGUCGAUUAGUAAUUUAAUAUACACUGAUUAAUGUAGACAGAUGUAAAUAUCACCAUGGACAUCACCAUGUCUAUUUUUAUACAGUUGUGUGAGACACUGAUAAAUGUAAGAAAAUACUUUUUAAAAACAAGCAGUACUGGACAAUGGAAUUGAAAUCGAGGCAAGACAGUAAAUUGUUUUCAAGAAAAAUAAUUUUUCUCCAAAUAUUUUUUUUUCCUGGAUUCCCACCUUAAACUGACCCUGUUUUGGAAGCAGCAUUCAAUUUAUUGAAAAUACUACAUUAUAUUUGCAUUCAUAGCCAAUAUUGAUCAACCAAAUUGUGUAACUUUAUGAGUUAGUACUCACCUAUUCUACUUGUAUGUAAAUAUACAGAUUGUCAAAACUAUUAAAAUACACUUUCAAGUGUUACAUGUGAGGUUAAAGAUAUAUGGCAAUAAGGAUUGUAUCCACUACCAGUCAAAAGUUUGGACACAUUAGUUUGAAUAUAUGUUUAUCAUUGUCUUAAAGAGCAUUUGAUACAGCUAUUGAAAUUUUUUUCGAUGACAAACGUAAAUAAUGAAGUUAAUUAACAUGUACAAUGUAUGUUUUUUUUAACAGCCCAUUUAUAAUUGAUCCAAGUAGUUGUUGCUAAAAUUAAAUUGUUUCCACCAACAAGUAUUUUUUAUUUAGAACUUAGGAGAAGCAAGCAUCAACACGACCUCAGGAAGCUGGCUGAGAAGCUUCUAAGAACGUGCAAAGUUUCGUCAGGAGUACUAUUAAGAAGCUGAAAACUAAAAUAGUUUUGAUUUGUUUAACACUUUUCUUGGUCACGGAAUAAUUCCAUACUUGUAAUGUCCCAAUGUUAAUUUUUUAUUAUUAUUAUUAUUAUUAUUAUUAUUAUUAUUCUAAAAUAGCAGAAUAUACUAAAAAUGAAGAAAUUCAUUCGAUGCACUUGUGUGUCCAAGUGUUUGCCUGGGAGUGUACUUCUUGUAUCAGCAGUAUUGAGAACUUAACACUUCUCAAACUGAGAACAGCGCUCCCCUUCCUGUAUGUAUUAUGAGCAAGUUUUUGGUCCGUUGUAUCUCUUUUUUAAUUUUCAUGUUUUGUUUUUGUUUUGUUUUUAUUAUUAUUUAACCUCAGAUUUUCACAAGAUUCGACACAUACAUAUAUUAGCAUCACUAAUGCUAAAACGUGCUUGCAAAAUAUCAAUAAAAAAAAUUACAUUCAA